AUGGUUGAUGGCGCAAAAGGCGAGUUGUUUUCAGCUCUCCAGUUGCUCAACUCCUCACUUGGCAAGCCGGCAAGCGUUGGUUGCGGUGCCAAUUGCCAAGUUUGUGCACAGCUUGUGCUCGAAAACAAUAGUCCGCAGCAGACUGGCGCCGGGCUACUGUGGUCACAGAAGCCAUCGCUGUAUUUUGAUUUCGACGAACUGGAUGACAUUGAGGAGGUCGGGCGACCGGUUAUUGCCACGGCGUUGACCCCCGUGCAGCCGAAACAAAGGCUGUACCAAGGCGUGGUCACAUUGCAGAUUGUCGCUGCGAUUACGGGGGCAGAGGUGUGCAAGUUGACGCAUGUAGCCCUCGACUGGACCAUCUGGGAUGUCAAGGAACUCAUCGAGAGGAUGGAGGGGACAAAGCUAAGCUCGCAGAAAUUGCUCUGCGAUCAUGGCAAGGUUGCCAGUGACAAUGCCAUUCUUGGUGAUGUGCUGGAUGGCGCAAGCGGCGCAAACGGCAGAAACCCUCAGCUCAGCCUCAUCCGCUCUCCUCCUGUUUGGGCUGGAUUGCUGGCAAGCAUUGCAGCUGGAGAAGUUCAUCUUGAGGAUUUAGACGAAGGUGCUCGCAGUGAUCGAGCAAUCGUACUUGCGGCUGUGAAUGCAAGUCAAGGCAGAGCUUUAGCCCACGCAUCUGCCACACUACGUGGCGACAAGGAGAUUGUGGCCGAAGCUGUGAAGCGCAAUGGGCUAUCCCUGCGACACGCCACUCCGGCGAUGCGAGCGGACCGUGACCUUGUGCUGACAGCCGUUCGUGAAUGCCCUAUGGCCUUGGAGUUUGCAAGUGACAUGCUUCGCAAAGAUCAUGAUUUCAUCGUCAACGCAGUCCGUGUUUCAGCACGAGCUGCUGGAUGCGUCGCGGAGGAGCUGCAGAGAAACUUAUCCUUCGCUGGGGAGCUACUGUCUGCAUUUCCUGCUGUUUUCGCGCACCUGCCGCCGCAGUUGCGAACAUCAUCGGAUUUCAUUCUACGAGCCGUCCGUUGCAACGGGGAUGUGCUGCGGUUUGCCACCGGAUGGCACUCGCACCCAGAGGUUGUGCUGACAGCCAUACAGAAGGCACCACAGGCCGUGCACUUUGUGGAUGCCUCUCUGCGCCAGCGUGCUGAGUUUGGGACAGCGGCUGUGAUGGUCAACCCAUGGGUGUUUGAGCAGCUCGGAUCCCAACAUCGGAACGACUUGGCCUUGGCGCUGCAAGCUGCCAGGGCGCAGCCGGCAUUGGCACACUUUGCGGGUGACAACAUUAAGGGCAAGGUCUUGUCUUUAAUACAGAAGGAGCAGUCCGAGGCUUUCGGAGCUCCGGAAGGCUAUGUUGAUGGCCCGGUGUGGUGGCUUCCAGAAACGUUAAAGCAGCGCAUCGAGCGGCGUGAGCUAAUCUCACAGCUGAAGCGCCGAGGGUCCAAAGUGGAGAAGGCGGCUCUCGCCGAGAAGUUGCUGUACCACAACGGUACAUUAACCGACAGCGUGCAGGACAUAAUGCUGGGAAUUGGUGGUUUCAAAGAUGCUGGUGCGUGGUAUUCUGCCAUACACGUAUUGGCCAUGAUGCAGAGGGGCCACAUGGCUGUGGACUUGCCGCUUGUGAAUUGCGUGAUGUCUGCGUGCAAAGAUCGGGGUCACGAACUGGCCCAGCAGCUCGUUGCGUUUUUGGUGGCGGCCAGGAUCCAACCAGAUGCCAACACCUUUCGUUGUGCUGCCUUGUGCUGCAGCGAUGACCAGUGGUCGUUUGCACUUCAGUGGCUGGCUGAAGCCAAGAAGGAAGCAGUCCCGCAUGUCCCGCUGGGAGGAGUCUACACGGCUGUGAUGAGCGUGGCGCGCAAAGCGCGGUGCUGGGAUGUCGCUCUCCCUUUGCUGAAGGACAUGCAGCAGUGGCAGGAGGCACCUGACACUAAGUUCUUCAACUCAGCGCUCUGGUCGUGCAGCCGAGGGCAAUGGGAGGUUUCUGUUCAUCUGCUGCGGCGAAUGGAAUCAGCUGGGGUGCCAAGCGAGCCGUUCACGUACUUUGCGGCUUCGCAGGAAGUCCCGGAUGAGUCCACGGCUUCCUGCAUGGUGCAGCAUCUGCGACGAAUGCGAACGCAUUCGCUACAUAUCGAUAUCUGUCAAUACGCAAAAAUGCUGGCGCACUAUGCCCGUGAUGAUGAAUGGCCUUCUCUGAGACGGGCUGUUCUUGAAGGUGGAGGCUUUUUGUUGCCACUACGGCGGUGCUUGACGCACAACUUUGAUCAAGAGAUCGGCUGGUAUCGUUCGCACGUGCUCGAGAGCAAGAAUUUGACCAGGCAGUGGUUGGACUCAUUCCCAGAUGGGGCUCAGUACGCUGACUGGAGGAGGCUGCGAAAGACUUUGAAGAAGCUGCGCCGUCCUGAUCCAUUGGACUACUCCGACAUUGGUGCCCACGCCGGAUACAUCCGAAACAAGGUCUUUGAAAAAGACCGUUGCACACAAGUGGCCUGUGUGCUCUUUGGCCCGGAAGCUGUCGCACACGGGCUAGAAAAGAAGGAGUCUUGCGUGGUGGUCGACGUUGGUGGAGGUCCUGGAAUCGCAGCGCUAGGAAUUGCUGUCUAUGCCGAGCUGGAAGGAUGGCCGGUGCACUUGAAGCACCAUGUUGUGGACUGUGAAGCUGCGUGGUCUGGGACCCUCCAGCGUCUUCAGUCAGUGCUGAGGCACUGGCGCCCUGAAUCUGCUCUGCAGACGGAGCUACGCUUCCAUCAAGGCCAGUUGAUGAGCAAGACGUUGGCGCAGGGAGUGCCUGCUCCUGCAGACACCGACAUCUUCAUUUUUUCUUACGUACUGCACGAGAACAUAGACGAGCUUCGUUCGAGCGACUUCGGGCUGCUGUCGACCUUGCUUCAGGCGAUGGGUACCCAGUUUGGCAGACUGGUGCAAGCAGCUGUCCUUCCAGGCCUUGGAAUGGGCAAGGCAGGCAGUGCCAAGGCCAUCACAGCUCUUGUGAGUUGCGUGUGCUAUCCGGCGCAGCACCGCACCAUCCAAGCAAGCGGUCAGAAGGAUGGCAAGGCCGCAAAGGUUGAGUCAAAGACAGACAGCAAGGAGCCCAGCAAGGCUCCAGAAAAAGCAGCAGACGAUCCAAAAGCAAAGUUGGCGGAGGAAGCCAGGCAGAAGUUUGCAGACGACGAGCGGGAUGAGUUGGCCAGGAUCGACCUGCGAAAGCUCAACAGAGCAGCAAAGGCUUCAGGCUCCCAGAUGACAGGGAACAGAGACAAGAGCAUUGCGCGAGUCACGCGGUUUCAGAACAGGUUAAAGCUAUUUAAAGGCGAGAGCGAGAUCGACGCCGUCAUGAAAGACAUUGAUGGUGUUGACGCCUCCAAAUAUGUUUCAGAGCUGACGGAGUGCAUCCUGGAAGCAGCUGGCACCUCUUUAAAGCUGAAGGAAUUGAGCGCUGUCAACAAAAUUUGCAGCAAGCUCAACGCGACCUACGAAGAGUUCGGAGCUCUACUGGGCAAGGGUCUUGUGAAGGCCUUCGCCUCAACACCAACUUCAGAGCUCAACAGGAGACGAUUCUUGCUCCGUAUGUGCGCGGAGUUGUCUCUCAUAGAGUGCGUGCAAGCGCCAAAGCCUCUGGUAGAGAUUUUCGCAGAAUUAUGUGACAUCUCCGUGCCAGAGGAGCAGCUGGUGACGAACUUCACCAUCAUCUCCUCGCUCGCGCAGAAGCACGCGGUAAGUUGCUUCAACAUAGUUCCGGCAAAGCAACAAGCCUAUGCGGAGGCUUUGGGAAAGGACUGGCCGGAACGGCAAUGUGUCCUAGAAGAGGCAUCUCGCAGCAAGCUUCAGCAGCUUGUAGUAAAUGCCUAUCAAUCAGCUGCUGGGGGUCUCCUUAGAAGUGCCCACGGCAGAUUGCUUGAGCAGGAGAAAAUCAACCAAGCACUGCGUGUGGACAAGGGCCAGGUGGAUGCGGAAAACGAGCAGAAGCAUACGCAGCUGAAAGAGGCUUUGCAGAAGAUAGAGUCUACACUCACCACCUUGUCAGAGUUCCUGAACCAGCCCAUGCCCACGACAGUGGAGGAAGAGGAGCCCAACGUGUCGCGCAUUGGAGCCGGGGAAAACUCCAAGGAGGAUGUUCCAGAAGAAGAAGAGGUUUUGAUUUUUGAGGAUUCGGAGCAGCGAAAGUUCUACGAAGAUGUCGUGGACCUGAAGGACAUCAUCCCGGCGGUGUUGCUAACAUCCGGCAAGGCGGCACAGGACGCGGGAGGCGAUGACAAGGACGCAGCAUAG
Messenger RNA from Symbiodinium natans, 4260 nucleotides. The record is from the annotation of a GenBank genome assembly. NCBI's taxonomy places the organism in Eukaryota, Dinophyceae, Suessiales, Symbiodiniaceae.